Oxyura jamaicensis (ruddy duck) is the source of this 4350-nucleotide messenger RNA. RefSeq names its product proline rich basic protein 1 (gene PROB1). The coding region runs from base 233 to 4264 and encodes 1343 amino acids. The transcript is spliced from 4 exons. Gene Ontology annotation, cellular component: nucleoplasm. NCBI's taxonomy places the organism in Eukaryota, Metazoa, Chordata, Aves, Anseriformes, Anatidae. The record is from RefSeq and is a predicted model, not a curated record.
GGGGUCUGUGGGUCCCCGGUGGGCUCGCGGCCACGGGGUCGCGAUGGCACUGUCCCUACCGCAGACCCCGAGGCCGGGGGUGGCCAUGGCAUUUGCCGCCGCCCGACGCUUGGCAUCGCCUCCCCCAUGCUGGCGCCCGCUGCACGCAUGUGAUUGAGGAGCCAGGCGCCGCGGCGAGCAGAGCAGAAGGUCGAGCCUGCUCCCGACGGCAGCGCCCGGGGCAGUCCCCACCAUGAUCCCCCGUGGCAAGAGGGACGCCGGCCGCCCAGCUGAGCUGCCUGGCCCCGAAGGCAUCACCGAAGGACAUCGCUCUGUCUGGGAGGAGGACGGCCGCCUCUCCGUCCUGCCCCGCGACGACCUCCCCAAGAGCAUGUCCGACUCCUCCGUCUCCUCCUACCACUCGGCGCUAUGCUCGGAGACGACAGACACCUUCAAGGACUGCCUGGAGUUCCUGGAGGAGGAGGACGCGGGCCGCCACACCGCCACACCGCCCCGGGGUCCCCCCGCGGGCCCCCCGCCGCACGGCCCCGUCCCCAGCCCGCGGCUGGAGCGCGCCCGGCAGGCUCAGCUGUCCGUCACCGCUAAGAAUAGCUCGGCGCCAGGCCGCGGGGGCAGGAUGGGUCCCCUCCGCGGGGACCGGCCGCCCGCCGCUGCCUUUGGGGACCGGCCGGGCGCGGCGGCACCGGGGACGAUGCUCGGCGAGGGGCGGCGGGCCAGGCGGAGCGGCGGGGCCAGCGACUCGGACGAGGCCGACGGCGAGGUGCGGGCGCUGACAGCCAGGUCCUUCCGAAGCCUCUCGGGCCUUCCCGGCACCCGGCUGGACAUGUGCAGCUCCCACACCUCCUCCAGCCUCUCCAACUCGCUGUCGGAGGACGGCGGUGGAGGACGGCGGUGGGCAGCGUGCGGGGAGCCCCGGGGUGCUGAGCUGCCUGGCCUGACGGGUAAGGAGCUGUUUGAGUGCGUGGACGUGGAGCUGGAGAGCAGCGACGCCAAGAAGGGGCACGGCAAGAAGAGGACCGUCCCCAAGCGGCAGAUCCAGCUCAAGAGGAAGGAGAGGAAGGAGACGGGGUUCUUCCCUUGGGGGGAUGCCUCAGCCCCCCAGCCGCUGCCCCCCACCAGAAAGGAGCCCCCAGGCAAGGGCAGAGCCGUUGGUGAGGACUUCAGGUUCAACUACAAGCAGUUCAUGAAGACAGCCUCCCUGGACGAUGCCUCCAGUAAGACCCGGAUGGCCUCCAGCCUGGUGAAAAACGUCCUAGCCAAGAAGAUGCAGUACGAGCAGUGGAUUAGUAAGAUGGAGCAGAAAUCGCUGAGGGGCAGCUCGACCUCCUCAGGGCCGUCCUCAGUCGGCACCGACCUGCUCGGGGAUGGCCUGGAGGGCAAGUCCAGCUCGCUCUCCAAGUCCGACUGCAGCAUCUCCGCCGAGGACAUGCGGUGUCCUCGGGGCUGCGAGAGGCUGGGGGCUGCCAGCACCACCCGGCCGGCCAAGGGGGUCGUGCUGAGCGAGGCGACAAGGGAGAAUGUCUGCAAGCUGAAGACGACCUUCAACGAGCUCAACGAGAGGAUGAAGUACCAGGAGGUGAUGCAGUGCCAGCGCCUGCCCGCCGAGGAGCACACGUCGGAGAGGACCCGCUACCGGCGAGCGCGCGCCUUGUUCGAAGGCUACGCUGGGGACAGGAAGCCGCUGGACAUCACCCCAAAAUUUGAGAAAGUGCAGAAGCCAUGGCCCAGCUUGAAGCAGCGAGCCAUCCGCCCCAGCAGGCCCGAAGUAGUCCCGUUUGAGCCCAAAAGCUUGGCAUUUCCCGAUGUGCCACCCCGGGGCGUCUUCACGUCCCGGGCGCAGGAGGUGAAGCUGGUGCCGCAGAGCCGGUGGGAGGAGAAGCCACCGCCAGCACCCCGAGAGCCACCGAGCCCCAGCACCCCUGCGGCCGCCCCUGCUGAGCUGGGGAACAAAGGCAAGGUGCAAAUCCCGCAGCCGCGGGACGUGCGCAAGCUGCUGAAGAACAGCUACAGCCUCUGCUUCGGCACCACCCGCGGCCCCCCAGCCUCUGGCCCCGCCAGGGAAAGCACCGGGGAGCCCGCGCCACCAUCCCCGCUCGUCAUCCACUGCACCUCCGUCUGCCGCCGUGAGCCGGCGCCGAGCCUCGUGCCACCGGCAGACAGGGACGUGGGGACAGCUGGUGGCCAAGAGGCGGAGGCAGCACAUGCUGAAGGGACGGCGACGGUCACCGGCACCCGCCCCGCGCGGGGCUCGCCCGUGCACAUCACCAAAGUCCAGUCCACGCGGAGAGAGGUGGCUGCCACCGAGGGUCCCCAGCUCAGCCCUGCUGCAUCCCCUGCGUGUCGCCAGCGGAGCGAGCUCAGGGUGCCACCGCGCGCGGUGAGCGGGGGGGACGCGCACGUGGAGUCCCACCUCCACGUCCUGGUCGGCCCACGGCCCCCGCCGGUGGCUGGGGAGGGCUCUCCAGCUCGGAGCGGAGCCGUGCUGCGGACGGAGAAGACCCUUGUCCUCCCACCACCACCGAGCCCCACAGAGGGAGAGGAGGAACACGGUCGUGGCGUCGCUGCAGGGGAUGGCGCCACAGGGGACCAGCAUCAUGGUGGCAAGGACGGCCCAGGGGAUGGCCAGGACACCCGUGCCAUGAAACCAGCGGUGAGAUGUGCGGUAAAGCCACCCGCCAGCGAGCCGGGCAGCUGGCUGGCCUCGGCGGGGAGCCAUGGUGCUGCAGAUGGCACCAGCCCCGCUGCCCCAAUUCGAGGGAGGGAGGCUGGCGACGGUCCUUCUGUCCCCACUGGGCCACUCCCCACCAGGCCACCAGACCGGAGGGAGAGCUGGGAGCACGUAACGAAGUGGCCGGGAGCCAGCGAGCCGCACCUUCCUGCCGCCCCAGUGGAGAACUCCAACUACUUGACAAUUCCCGUGAAAGCCCCCAAAUCCUCCCCAGUGCCAAAGCUGCCCUCGGUUCCCAACCCGGCCACCGCAUCCUUCGGGGCUCCCUUAACUCCCCAUCCAGCCAGUGUGUCCUUUGGGACCCCUUCUGUCCCCAAUCCAGCCACUGCAUCGUUUGGGACCCCCUCGGUCUCCAAUCCAGCCACUGCAUCGUUUGGGACCCCCUCGGUCCCCCAUCCAGCCACUGCAUCCUUUGGGACCGCUGCAGUCCCCAACCCGGCCAGCACAUCCUUUGGGACUCCUUUGGUCCCCAGCGCAACCAACUCACCUUUUGGCUUCCCAUCAGCCUCCAGCAUGUCCUUUGGCACGCCCUCAGUCCCCAACCUGACCAACACAUCUUUUGGGACACCUCUGAUCCCCUACCCAGUGAGCGCAUCCUUUAUGACCCCCUUGGUCCCCAGUGCAGCCUCUGCAUCCUUUGGGACCGCUUCAGUCCCAAGGCUGGCCAACCCAACCUUUGGGACCCCCUUGGCCCCCAACCUACCCAGCGCACCCUUUGUGACCCCCUCCGUCCCCAAACCAGCCAGCUCAUCCUUUGGGACCCCCUCGGCCACCAACCCAGUCCCUGCUUCCCUUGGGUCCCCGUCAGUCCCCAGCCUGGCCAGGGCUCCGCUGGGGACUGGUGUUUCCGCCCUGCCUGCUGGGGAAUCCCCGUGGAACAAACCCUUCCCCGAGCCCCCCCAGCCCCGGCCCCCCGAGGUGCCACAGCCCCCAGCCCAGCCCCAGCCUCGCCUGGAGGACGCUCCCCGGAGGACCGAGGGCUCCUCGCCAAGCAGCAAGAGCGCGCCGAGCCCCACGCGGCCCUUCAAUCCCCAUCCGGCCGCGCAACGCAGGAUGCUCGUCGAUCCCGACAGCGGCAAAUGCUACUACAUGGAGCCGCCGCGGCAGCCCCAGCUGAAAACGCUCUACGACCCCGAGACGGGGCAGUACGUGGAGGUGCUCAUCCCACCGGUGCCCGUGGCGUCGCACGCUGGGCUCUACCAAGCUCCCUUCAACCCCUUGCUCUACAGCGUGCCCUACGUGCCCUACGGCAGCUUCCCAGGGCUGCCGGCACCCGCGCCGCCCGCCGCCCCCUCCCCGGCACACCCCGACGUGCAGGGCCAGCUGCCGGCUGCCGAAAACCCCGGGGGCUUCCCCGGGACCUUCAGCCCCGAUCCCAAGGGCGAGGGGCCGCCCGCUGCGGCGGGGGCCGACUGCGGGUACCUGGAGAGCCUGUACUACAUCCCCACGGGGAUGCGGGCCAGCCCCGGCCCCGGCCAGCCCCCCGCCCGCGCCAGCCCUGCCGGCCCCGAGCAGGGGCCGCUGCCCCCCAUGUGAGCUCCUAAAAGGAAUGGGAGGGGACGUGGUGUUUUACCAGCACCUGGCAUCCCUGGGGGGGUUCUGAAGUCAUUCAAGGGAGCACG